AUGACAGACGACGACGAUCAGGCGACCGGCUGGGAGUUCGAAGCGUUCAAGAAGGACUACCUGGCGAGGAGAUGCAGCCUGACACUUCUGACGCCCGUGCAUGCCCCAGGCGGAACAAUCAAGAUCGACGAGGCGCGCUGCCUGGAAAACCUCCCCGACAACCGCACCUCGACGGGACACGACCCCGCCCUCCGGCGCGAAGCCAAGAACACCCCGACGGAAGAAGGCAUCACGGCCCCCAAAAAGCCACUGCCGCGCCAGCCACGAUGGACGGCCGACGACGAGAGAGCCCUGGAUCGAGCUUUCCAGCGAGCAGAGGCCGACAGAGCCGCCGAGGCAACACCGCCAAGAAACGAAGCCGUGGAAGCGGCAAAGCUCGCAAGGAAUGCCGCUGAACCAUCUCACGAAGAACCGGCCGCGCGACGAGGGGGGGCCGAGACGGACUCCGACCACGACACGGAGCCCGGACCCAGCGUCGAGGAGCACUUUCGGGGCAUGCUGGCCAUCAAGAAGAUGUCAGGCGACGGCAACUGCCUCUUCCACGCGCUCGGAGAGAACACCGGCGAGAGCGGGGCAUGCCUCCGAGCCCUAAUCAUCCAGUACCUCAGAGAGAACGCAGAAGCCGAAGAAGACGAAGAGCAAGUGCAGGCCUGGCUACAGGAAAGCCAAUACCUCCAAAGCGAUCCGGGUCACUGGGGCGGCGACACGGCCAUCAUCGCUUUCACCCGCAUGAGGCAGCAGCGAGUCCUUUUGCACUGGCGGACGCCAAACGGCGACAUCCUCACGAGCGAGCGCACGCACUCGGACGUGGACGAAGCAGCCCAACGCGGGCCGCACGCAGCACCGAACGCCACGGAAGUGAUCCAUCUCUGGUACAACGGCAGGGACCACUACGACCUGCUGGUGCCCAUA
Symbiodinium sp. CCMP2592 is the source of this 912-nucleotide messenger RNA. The record is from the annotation of a GenBank genome assembly. NCBI's taxonomy places the organism in Eukaryota, Dinophyceae, Suessiales, Symbiodiniaceae.